AGAUGAAGUGAUCUUCUGCACUGAGCAAGCUGAGCGGAGGUUCGCAGGAGGCACGAGCUGCUGUCAUCCCGCUGUAUGCAGUGCACACGGUUUUUCUCAGGCGUCAGGAAUGUCUUCUGAGCCCACUUCAUCUGCUUCGCAGCAGUCCCCCACCUCUCCACCCUCACCCAGUUCUCUCCAUCUGCCUGAAAACCGCAGGGUGAGGGAUCGCUCCCCGUCGCCCUUGAGAGGGUACCUCAUCCCCAGUCCGCUGCCCACCCGACGGACCAGAACAUUUUCAGCAACUGUGAGAGCAUCAGAGGGUCCCAUCUACAAAGGUGUCUGUAAAUGCUUCUGUCGCUCCAAAGGCCAUGGCUUCAUUACCCCUGCAGAUGGAGGGCCUGACAUCUUCGUACACAUCUCGGAUAUCGAAGGCGAGUAUGUUCCCGUGGCAGGCGAUGAGGUCACCUACAAGAUGUGCACCAUCCCACCGAAGAACGAGAAGCUUCAGGCGGUGGAGGUGGUGAUUACCCAUCUAGCUCCUGGAACCAAGCACGAGACCUGGUCGGGGCACGUCAUCAGCUCCUGAGGUGUCCCGGAGGGAGUGCGGCCGCUGCCUGCAUCGUCACUGCUCAACAACUGGCUGCAGGGGACCCGUCCUAAGAAUAUUCUACAUAUUGUGCGGGAGGAAAUUCCGCAUUGUCAAUAAAGCAGAAGUAGGCCAAAAUUACUAUUUUUACAGCUGGCCUCUAAUUAAAAAA
Aptenodytes forsteri (emperor penguin) is the source of this 740-nucleotide messenger RNA. It is a transcript of the gene CARHSP1, whose product is annotated as calcium regulated heat stable protein 1. Gene Ontology annotation, cellular component: cytoplasm. Gene Ontology annotation, biological process: regulation of mRNA stability. Lineage: Eukaryota; Metazoa; Chordata; Aves; Sphenisciformes; Spheniscidae. The transcript is spliced from 4 exons. The record is from RefSeq and is a predicted model, not a curated record. Gene Ontology annotation, molecular function: mRNA 3'-UTR binding. Bases 110 to 568 code for a protein of 152 amino acids.